GACGGCAGCUUGACGCGGGUUUGACGCUGUGGCGCUGCAGUGCGGACAAACAGGCUGGAGCCGGAGAACCUGACACCCACUGGCCGCCUCUCACAGCCGAGCAGGUCCGCCUCAGCCGGGCUUCUGCAUCCGCUUUUGUCCGGGGUCUGAGCUCCCGGUGCCGCAGGACGGAGGGAGGUUCAGUCCGCGUCCUCCCGUUCAGCUGCAGCGGCGAAGAACCGGAGGAGGACCGGGGGAGGACCGGGACCCGGACAGCAGUGAGCGCUCAGACUCUGAGGGACAUUCACCUGUUUUUACUGCCGGACUGAGCCGGAGCUGCUCUGCUUUGACAUCGGGGACCGCUAGAGGAGAAAUAAAUGGUGGUUUAGUCCUGCGGGAGCGUGAGGCCCAAAGCCCGGCCCCCCUUCAGAGGAACGGUGGGUUUUCUGGACCAGGACGUUUUGUGCCGACAUAAAAUCCCAGAUGAAGAUUCCCAAAAAGCGGAAAAGGAGCGGACGGUGCGCCAGGCUAACACAGGAACAGGAAGGGUUUUGUCCCGCUCAGGAUUUGUUGUAAGCCGUCAGGUUUUCCGGGAGCUCAGAACUAUGAUAAAUGGCUCUUUUAAGCUGGGAGCUGCUCGUGUUCUGUCUAACUGGCAGAUGCAGUGCCUAGUCCCCGGCCUCCAGGACAACGCCAACAUGAACGGGACGUCCGAGCAGGCCGACAUCCUGCCGUCAAACUGCAUGGUUAAAGACCGAUGGAAAGUGCUGAAGAAGAUUGGCGGCGGUGGGUUCGGGGAGAUCUACGAGGCCUUGGACCUGCUGACACGGGAGAACGUGGCGCUGAAGGUGGAGUCGGCCCAACAGCCCAAACAGGUGCUGAAGAUGGAGGUGGCGGUGCUGAAGAAGCUGCAGGGUAAAAACCACGUCUGUAAGUUUAUUGGCUGCGGGAGGAACGACAAAUUCAACUACGUGGUCAUGCAGCUUCAGGGUCGUAACUUGGCCGACCUGCGCAGGAGUCAGCCCAGAGGGACCUUCACCAUGAGCACCACCCUGCGACUUGGGAAGCAGAUCCUGGAGUCCAUCGAAGCCAUUCACUCAGUGGGCUUCCUGCACCGCGACAUCAAACCGUCGAACUUUGCGAUGGGUCGGCUUCCCUCCACCUACAGGAAGUGCUACAUGCUGGACUUUGGUCUGGCACGACAGUACACCAACACCACCGGAGAGGUCCGACCGCCGAGGACUGUGGCAGGUUUCAGAGGGACGGUUCGCUACGCUUCAGUCAACGCUCAUAAAAACAAGGAAAUGGGUCGCCAUGACGACCUUUGGUCAUUGUUUUACAUGUUGGUGGAGUUUGCUGUCGGACAGCUACCGUGGCGGAAGAUCAAAGAUAAGGAACAAGUUGGUCAGAUUAAAGAGCGCUAUGACCAUCGGAUGCUGCUCAAACACAUGCCUGCAGAUUUUAAUAUCUUCCUGGACCAUGUCCUGGCCCUGGACUACUACACCAAACCAGAUUACCAGCUGCUGAUGUCGGUGUUUGAGAACAGCAUGAAGGAGCGAAUCAUCACCGAGAAUGAGCCUUUCGAUUGGGAGAAGGGAGGAAGUGAUGUCACGCUGUCGACCAGUGCCUCCACCCAACCACAGCACAACACCCGACCCACUGCCGCCAUGGUGGGAGCCAUUGUGACACCGGUUCCUGGAGACCUUCAGAGGGAGAACACAGACGACGUUUUGCAGGACGAACACCUCAGCGAUCAGGAGAACGCCCCUCCAGCCCCGCCGAGCCGACCCCCCGGGGAGACGGGAGUCCAGCACACUGGAGAGACGGGAGAGGCCUGGGAGGACACCGACUUCAACCGCAACAGACUCAGGAUCAGCCUGAACAAGGGGGCUCAGGAAGAGGAGGCAGGCCGGGGAGCGUGUCCGGUGUCGCCAGUUCGAGGUGGAGCCCCGGAGUCUCCGACGGGUCAGGGUCGGUCUUUACGAUACCGUCGGGUCAACAGCCCUGAAUCUGACCGCUUGUCUGCUGCUGAGGGCCGAGCCGAUGCCUACGGACAGAGGUCUAGGAUGGACAUCCUCGGCUCCCCUUCACGUCAUGUCUACUCCUCUCAGCCGGCUCAAAUGCUGUCUGUUGACCCCGGUUGCCGUGGAGAUCGUCAGGUCAGCGGCCGUCAGGAAGUGUCGGUGGCGUCUGUCGAUCAGGAAGCACACAGCAACGCCUUCAUCCGCUCCGUCCCGCUGGCCGAGGAGGAGGACUUUGACAGCAAAGAGUGGGUGAUCAUCGACAAAGAGGCAGAACUGAGAGACUUCCUUCCGACCACGUCAGGAACCACCGACGAGGAGCCUGAGGAGCUCCGCCCUCUGGAGGAACAGGAGGAGAGGAGGAGGCUGCGAGCUGGAGGUGGGGAGCUGGUGGUUCGUCCAAAGACUCAUACUCGUGACAGCAGCCGGGGGAUGCUAACGCUAACGGAGGAGGAGGCGUCGAGGAGGAGUGGUGGGAGUCCCGCUCAGUCACCCUGUCACUCGCUGCCGUCCGGACGCCCCCGCCGGAGAGAGUCGGAGCCCACUGGACCUCAAAGACCGGUGUUGUCGCCCACGGAGCAGUUUACCCCAUCACCGUCCUCUCCAGACUAUCGGACAAAGGGCCAGGAUGAUGAGAAGGAGCAUUUUCACAUCCUUCCACAGCUGCAGGCCAAGAGGGCCGACUUCCUCACUGUCAUGCUGACCGGUACCUUGCCUCAGCGCCGGAGCUUUGCGACACCAGAGGAAGAAGUCCCCGAACCUCUAGGGCCAAAGGAUGAUGAUGUUACAAAGAGUGAGUCCAACAGUGAGGCCAGUCAAAAAAGCACUGAACGUAGCCAGGAUGCUGCACCUUCCACUCUCAUGGCUGAGGACCAGAGGGGGCAGAGGGAGCACGCCUCAGCUGCUGAUGCAGACCCUGACCUGGAGGACGCAUCAAAAACUCUUGUCCUGUUCUCACCUGGAGAUACUCGUAAGUCUCCCUCUGGUGCUGAUCAUGGUUUAGAGGGGGAGUUAGCCACACCAUCUGCUCUGACUUUCCGUAAUGACCGCCUAUUGGGUGCGGAGGUGAUUCAGACUGAACCCCCUGAGACGGGUCGUUUGUCCCCAGCUCUCAGGUCAGACCUAAGACCUUCUACUCCCAUCGCUCCUGCAUCACCUCCCUUCACCAAAGUUGAGCGCACUUUCAUCCAUAUUGCAGAGACAUCACACCUCAAUGUCAUGUCUUCCAAUGGUCACUCUGCCAAGGAGAGUGACCGGGAAGUGUCUGCCAUCAUGAAGGAAUCAGCUAUAGAGGUUGAUACCCAUGAACAGGAAGAACUACCAGUGGCAGAGGAGUCUCCACAGGAGCCUGUACCAGACCAAAAUAUACCAGUUGAAAAACAUCCCAAAACUGAGAAUGGUCCGUCAACUGUCCUGGCCCAGUCUUUGGAGCCUGUCCCAGAAGCAGUGUCGCUACUUCAUGAACAUAAAGAUCUGUCACCAGAACCUAAGAAACAGCCAUCAUCCAGUGAAGAAGCUGCCAAGCUUCAGACGGCCAGAUCAGAACUUCAGGCUGCCAUUAGGCCCAGAGUCCGAAGCCGUAUCCCAGUGCUCAUCUCUGAAGAGGACUCAGGUUCGGAGCAGUCGUCCUCCCUCUCAGCUCGGGCUCGGCUUCAGCAGCGAGCCAGGCAGCUGGACUUGGCCCGUCUGCUGGUCCAGAAGCAACAGGGUCGUUGGAUGAGGAGGAGGAUGCAGUCUGGGACAUCAUCAUCAUUGUCUUCUGGUGACGAUGAGCGCCGCAGGGCUUCUGAAACUCUGUCCACCACUGGCUCAGAGGAGGAUACACAUACCUCAGAUGAGUCCAGGAGGAGCUCCCGUCUUAAACCGACUGAUGAGCAAGGCUCCAAGGAGAGCAGGAGCAAGAUCCCCAGACCCGUCACCCCUAUAAAGAGGCCCUCAGGGGGGUUUGCUACUGCAGUUCCUUCUCCUCUCUCCUUGCCAGACUCUAGCACUACCAAAGGAGCAUCAUCCUUUAAUAAUGGGAACCAGAAAAUUGGUUUAAGCACUCUCGGCACCCAACGGAAAUCCAAGCCUGUCUCAUGCAGAGCCUCAUCUUCAUGUCCCCGUCCCUCGACUGUCCCUGCACCGUCUGGAAGCCCUCGAAUGCCCCUACGAGUCCUGUUUGGAACCCGACGCAGCCUUAGCUCCACCCACUGCAGGACUGACAGCCCCUCCCCUCAGAGAGUAUGCCCAUCCAGACAGCCCCUCUCAGUUCGAGCCCCAACUGUCCCCAUGCUACCACCUAGGACUACAACAACCAUGCGGCGCAGCGCCUCACAGGAAGCCACUGCUCAGUCCUCCUCUGCCACCACACCCGCCAGGACCAGGCCAAAGCCAGCUGGUACAGCUAAAGGGAAACCGAAUGCCAGGGAGAAGGCGGUGCCCGCUAGAUAAUACAAAGAGACUCAUCUCUGAGACAUGUUUGUGUAUAAUCAGUCUUCGGACACGCUACGCCUCAAAGGUUUUCACCUGAUUCCAUUAUAGGCUGUGAUGUUACAAUGACCUCCUUCAGUUCAUUUAAUGUAUACAGACAUCUUGUUUUUUCCAAGGACAGCUAACUGAACUGUCUUCAUGGGCUUCCAGUAAUCUUAACUGACUGUUGUACAGGAGCGUUGCUGCCACGGUGCUAUGGAUACACCUGCUGCUCCCUGGUCAGUCCCUGAUUUAACAUUUAACUGGUGUCUGGAGCUAAGAAUCAUGGCCUCCAACAAGUCCAGUUUCAGAUACUUUCACCUAACACAGUACUCCCAGCUUUCCACAGCUAUACUACUCUUCUAUAGACAAUACCUGCUUGGUUCACAUUGCAUGGUAAAGUAUAUCACAAAUACAUUGAAUCUGUAGAGGGAAAACAUGUACAAAAAUCUGUACCUUUAAAUUAUUUGGUAUAAUUCUCCCCUUCCUAUUGGCCAAAAAGCAAAAAAAAAGAAGAUGAAAUUAGAUUGGUUUGAAUGCCCGAACUAUGUUAAUGUGAUUUAAAAAAACAAAAACAAAAAAAAAACUUCCUAACAAUGACCUGUACUCAUUAUGGCCUUGGAAAAAGAGAAGAGUUAGAUGUGAACACAAAAUAAAUUGCUCGGCCGCUCGCCUCCUCCUCAUGGUGUAACGAUGGGCAUGCUUUAAUCAUUCUAUUUUCUGGGUGUUUUUAUUUUGUUUAUGCUCUGAAUUGUACAUAAUAGAAUCAUUUCCCAUAAAGACAUCUUUAUUUUUUAUCUUGGCAAGCAUAGUGUAAAUUAAGUCUUUAACCUUCUGUUCCAAUGUGUUGGCACUUUGCCUGUUUUUUACGCAUGAGAAAAACAGGGUUAACCAUGAGAGGAAGUUAUACCUGCUUGGAUUAUGCUGACAGUGCAAAGGUGUGCUGGUUGUUGGAGCCCAUGUUGUGUUUGUACGGGGUCUCUGGGCACUGAGCUGUGAAGUAAAGUCUUGGUCAUGUGGAA
Messenger RNA from Amphiprion ocellaris (clown anemonefish), 5473 nucleotides. It is a transcript of the gene ttbk1a, whose product is annotated as tau tubulin kinase 1a. NCBI's taxonomy places the organism in Eukaryota, Metazoa, Chordata, Actinopteri, Pomacentridae. Gene Ontology annotation, biological process: peptidyl-tyrosine phosphorylation; signal transduction; peptidyl-serine phosphorylation. Gene Ontology annotation, molecular function: protein serine/threonine kinase activity; ATP binding. The record is from RefSeq and is a predicted model, not a curated record. The transcript is spliced from 17 exons. Bases 585 to 4433 code for a protein of 1282 amino acids. Gene Ontology annotation, cellular component: cytoplasm; nucleus.